Prionailurus viverrinus (fishing cat) is the source of this 5507-nucleotide messenger RNA. RefSeq names its product BTB domain containing 9 (gene BTBD9). The record is from RefSeq and is a predicted model, not a curated record. Gene Ontology annotation, biological process: circadian behavior; modulation of chemical synaptic transmission; adult locomotory behavior. Bases 135 to 1973 code for a protein of 612 amino acids. Gene Ontology annotation, molecular function: protein binding. Lineage: Eukaryota; Metazoa; Chordata; Mammalia; Carnivora; Felidae. The transcript is spliced from 11 exons.
ACGGCGGCGACGGCAGCGGCCGAGGGGGCGGUGGCUAUAAGGGGGGUGCGGAGCAGGCGGAAGAGGCGUCCGUGCGGGCGGCUAGGUCGCAGAGAAACAUCGUUGGGAUCAGCGAAUAUCACCUGUUCUACAAGAUGAGUAACAGUCACCCUCUUCGCCCCUUUACUGCUGUGGGCGAAAUUGAUCAUGUGCACAUUUUGUCUGAACAUAUUGGUGCCUUGCUGAUAGGGGAAGAAUAUGGCGACGUCACAUUUGUUGUGGAAAAGAAACGCUUUCCUGCCCACAGGGUAAUUUUGGCAGCGAGGUGCCAAUAUUUUCGAGCGUUACUGUAUGGUGGGAUGCGAGAAUCUCAGCCUGAAGCAGAAAUCCCUCUUCAAGACACCACUGCAGAAGCAUUCACAAUGCUGCUAAAAUACAUCUACACCGGGCGGGCAACGCUGACAGAUGAGAAGGAGGAGGUGUUGCUGGACUUUCUGAGCCUAGCUCAUAAAUAUGGAUUUCCAGAGCUGGAGGACUCUACCUCUGAGUAUCUCUGCACCAUACUUAACAUUCAGAAUGUCUGCAUGACUUUUGAUGUUGCCAGCCUCUACUCACUUCCCAAGUUAACUUGCAUGUGCUGCUUGUUUAUGGACAGAAAUGCUCAGGAGGUGCUCUCAAGUGAAGGCUUCCUCUCCCUUUCUAAGACAGCACUUUUAAACAUCGUAUUAAGAGAUUCAUUUGCAGCUCCCGAAAAAGAUAUCUUCCUAGCCUUGUUAAAUUGGUGUAAGCACAAUUCAAAGGAGAAUCAUGCUGAAAUCAUGCAGGCUGUGCGUUUGCCUCUGAUGAGCCUCACUGAACUUCUGAAUGUUGUGAGGCCUUCAGGACUGUUGUCUCCUGAUGCCAUUCUGGAUGCUAUUAAAGUUCGAUCUGAGAGCCGGGAUAUGGACCUCAAUUACAGAGGCAUGCUCAUACCAGAAGAAAAUAUUGCAACUAUGAAGUAUGGAGCCCAGGUUGUAAAAGGGGAGCUGAAGUCUGCCUUAUUAGAUGGUGAUACUCAAAAUUAUGAUUUGGAUCAUGGAUUUUCUAGGCACCCAAUUGAUGAUGACUGCCGUUCUGGCAUUGAGAUUAAGCUAGGUCAGCCAUCUAUUAUCAAUCACAUACGGAUACUCCUGUGGGACCGAGAUAGCCGGUCUUACUCAUACUUCAUUGAAGUGUCAAUGGAUGAACUUGAUUGGAUCAGAGUGAUUGAUCAUUCGCAGUAUCUGUGUCGUUCUUGGCAGAAAUUAUAUUUUCCAGCCCGUGUCUGCAGGUAUAUUCGAAUAGUUGGGACUCACAACACAGUGAACAAGAUUUUUCACAUUGUGGCUUUUGAAUGUAUGUUUACAAACAAAACCUUCACUCUUGAGAAGGGGCUGAUAGUUCCCAUGGAGAAUGUUGCAACAAUUGCUGAUUGUGCCAGUGUGAUUGAAGGAGUCAGCCGGAGCCGAAAUGCCUUGCUGAAUGGGGACACCAAGAAUUAUGAUUGGGACUCUGGCUAUACGUGUCAUCAGCUAGGAAGUGGUGCAAUUGUGGUUCAGCUGGCACAGCCGUACAUGAUCGGGUCGAUACGGUUAUUACUUUGGGACUGUGAUGAUCGAAGCUACAGCUACUACGUUGAGGUUUCCACCAACCAGCAACAAUGGACCAUGGUGGCCGACAGAACUAAAGUCUCUUGCAAGUCCUGGCAAUCUGUAACUUUUGAAAGACAGCCUGCCUCCUUCAUCCGAAUCGUGGGAACACACAACACAGCAAAUGAGGUGUUCCACUGUGUCCACUUUGAGUGUCCAGAGCAGCAGAGCAGCCAGAAGGAGGACAACAGUGAGGAGUCGGGGACGGGGGACCCCAGCCUGGUGGGGCCGCCGCUCGACCCCCAUGCCCUGCAGGCCCCCGGUGGCAGCUCACUGCCUUCCAGCCCAGGCUCCGUCUCCCGCUCUCCCAACCGGCAGCACCAGUAACCGGGACACAGAUGUGGAGUGAUGUGGGUGGGCCCCAGGGGCAGCGGCAAGAACCGGUGUCCUCCCAGGAGGGAUCUCUGUGGACUGCCCCUCUCCCCCUCCGGGGAGGAGCAGACCUGGCUGCAAAAAUGGACACAGAACAGGCUUUCUCCCAAGGACAGAAAGGGGCUGCUUUGUUCUCCUCAAUUUGUUCAAAUCAGGCUGGUCUCAAGGGGGAGAAAAUGGGUCUUCAAUCUUCAUCAAGCCCACCAUUAACACCCUACCUCUCUAAUCUAACCCGGGCAAAGGGGACAGGAGGAAGCGGUAGACAGGCCCGUGUCAGAAUACAGCAAUGGCCCGCCAGCACUCAAGCGGAGGAGAAUAUGUUAAGCCUUUAUUACCUGGAGGUUCCCUGUAGGAAAUGGGUUUCUGUAGAGUGUUUACUUUCAUGGAACACAUCGCCCUGGCAACUAAAUGAUUUUUUAUUUCUUAGUUAGCAUCCAUUUGCUGAAUCAUAGGUGUUCCAGUUCUUCUUGAAAUGCUCAAACAGCAAAUCACUUGUUUUAAUCCCUUUUGAUGCUGUAAUUUUCUUUCCUUGGUUUUGAACGGUUAAGCCUGGGGUGAAGCAGAGAUACUGUGCACACGGCCUGUGCGAGGCUGAGACUCGGCUCAUCACGGCACCCGGUCUGACCAGGAAAAUCCUUUGAGGAAGUUCAAGAAAACACACAGCAAAUCAGUGCGAGGACACUGGAGUUAAUGGUCACUCGAGUUCCUGAGUGACUCACCUGUCAUUCCUGAAAUGUACCUCGCCUCUAAGCUUGGGAGGCUGACAAGGAACUAGUUCUUAUGCCACCCGCUAAUUUAAUGUUCACACGUAUGUAAAUGUAUAUAUGUAAGUCUGUAGCGGCUUCCAGUUGGGUGGAACCCUCCCUCCAGUCACCACAGGUUAGCUGAGCCUGGGGGAGGGCAGCCCUCCUGCCCGUCGGUGUCUGGAACACAAAACUGGGCCUUUGCAGUUCGGGGGUUGCUGUGUUUCACCCCCAGACCACACGAUUCAACUGGGGAUUGGAAAGAAAAGCCGUUCUAAGAAGCUUUUCUCCUCAUCCUCCUCGAGACCAUCUUCUCUGACUUCCUUCACUUCAUCUGGCUCUGUCAUGUCUCUCAGUAAUUUCCAGUCUAGCACUAACUACCCCGUGGAACUUGAUCAGACUGCCUUUUGAUUUUCACUCAUCUCCGGAGCUCACCCGAGGGCUCUGUCACACUCAACUCCACGGGAAGCUCGGUCAGCCUGGGCACCGUGGUCCUCUGGUCCCCCAGAUGCACAUCCAGAUCCUCUGCACACCCUGUGACCCCACUUGGAGGAAGAUGGGCUUUCAUGGGGGCUCUUCUCUGGUGUCUGAAAGAUAUCUGUUGUGGGCGUACACAGAACCACUGGCCCGACUAACUAAAUGCUUUCCCCAGUAUACCUUCGUUUUGAGUGAUCUAUUGACAUGGGAACAUGGGGUCAUCAAACCGCAUGAUUAAACAGUUAAGUUAGGUGGGCUUUCUGUUUGAACAUUGGCGGGAAGGAGAAACCAUGGGGCCAGCGUCCCUGCUCGUGCCACAGGGGGCUCCAGGUCCCCCUCUGCCCUCAGCCCACGCAUUUGACCCCUUCCCCACUGUGUGGGGUGAACGGCACCCCUGAGGGGUGCCAGGCAGCUCGCGAGGGGAGGGAGGCUCCCGUAACAGAUGGCAGUGCCUCCCGCUUGCUGUGGGUGGCUGCCCUCUGUGACUUGGCCGCUGCCUUUGUCAGCAUUCAGCACGUGGUUGCCAAUUAGCCUGGAGAAUUCCUGUCCACUCGGCACUUCCUUCAGCAGUGCAGUCCUGCCCAGCGAGAACAGAGGAGCCCGAUAAGUCAGCAAGGGCUGAGUUCCGAUGUUUGGAAAGUAUCCAUUCAGAGGGUUCCUUCUCAACUUUGAAGUCUCCUGUCCAGAGAGGAGUCCCUGGGCUCGGGGGCUGGCACUGCUGACCUGGGAAGAGGGGAGCGGGCUGGCGAGGACCUGGAAGGUUCCAACCCUCUACGUCCAGACCGUGCAGCCCCACUGUCCCACGAGGUACAUGUCGCCAUCCCAGGCACAGGUAACCAAGCUGGUCUGGCAGCUCACCGUCCCGUCCGAAAAGGCACAGACCAUGAGGCUUUAGCACCAGACCCACAUCUGGGCCUUGCCCAGCCAGCGGCUUCCUGUCUCCUCCUCUCUCCCACAGAUUUCCAUCAGUGUUCCCACCUUCCACACGUCGCUGUGAGGUCUUGAGAGAACGGACUUUAAUCCAGUAAGGGAAGAAGGGGAAGAUGAAGCCAUGCCGAUCACACACGACAGUGGGCGGGAGGGGUGGGGUGGUUCUGAAGGCAUCUCUGCAAGCCAUCAGCUGGCCACGCCGUCUCCUGGUGCCGACAGGAGGCCUUGCCUGCAGGGAAGCCUUCUCGGGACCCCAGGCAGACACAGAGCUCAGAAGCUGCUCUGGUCUACCUCCCGUUACCAGGCCAGUGGGCUCCGUCUCCGUGAUGGGCCUUCUGAUCCGGGAGCAGGGAGGGGCUCCUUCUGCUGGCUGGGCCAGGGCCUUCUGGAUGGGGCCUGCAGAGCCCGGUGGAGGUGUGUGGCACCAGACAGAUGCCGGGUGAAGCACAGAUCUCCGGGGAAUGAGGGGUGAGUGGGCAGCCAAGAAGAGGUCCCCAGUCGACUGGCAUUCAGGGCCCUGGCUGGCCCUGCGGAGGACUUCUCCCUGCAGCCAACUAGACCAAAAUGGCCCGAAGCUUAGACUAAGGGAGGUGAAUGGGAGAGCAGAUAAGACAGCCUGGCACGCAGCUGGAAGGAUUCCCAGAUGCCCACAGAGUCCUCAACCCAACAGGCGGUGGAGGCUAACUCCGCCGUGAAGUGUGAGGAGGGAAACGGCCCAGUGAUGAGGGUGCCAGGGCCGAUGAGGGGCUGUGGCUCCCCCACCCCUGUGAGGAUGCAGCCCCGGUGGUGUUUGGUUUGAGGAGAGGCCAGGUGAGGCUUGGCCCCCAGGGGAGACAGAGGGGUGCUUGUGGCCCCUGGCCCUUUACUGGGAUGCUUCUCAGUUAGAAACUAUGCAACCACUGCCCAGGUCAGGAAACAGAACACUGCCAGAACCCCCUGCUCGUCAUCUUAGAUCAUGUUUUUCAGGAGAGUAAAAAACCGCACUGGGGCUUUGGGGGGGGGGAUGGCCUUCACCUUCUGGUGGCUCCUGGGAGGGCCAGCCGGGGUGACAGCAGGCCAGGCGGGGCGUGUCCCAGUGGGGCUGGCAGCCUGGUCAAGGCGGUCUGAAAGGUGGGGUUGCUGCCGAGCACUUGGGACCCGAACCAGCUGUAAUAGGACGCGUGCGCACACCCACCCAGACACAGAUGCUUGUUUUCUCAUGGUCUCAGUGCUUUUUCUGGUUUUCUUCUUCUGAUUUUAGUUAGAACCAUGAGCCGUGAUGAAUGUGGGACUCUUCUCAAUUGCUCUUUAAAUUGUCACUUUUUAAAUCUUAUUAAAUGAAGUGUCGAUUCCUGACAAA